UGCAGGUACUGAACUCUUCAGCGCCAGCUCGGCCUGGAAACUCGCGAGGGUUCAGCUUUGCUGCUUUCGUUCGCCUCGCUCCCUCAAGAGCGACUUGAGGAGUUGGCCGAGUCCUUGGAGUGGAGGGGCAGAGCCGCGUUACGCGUGAGGGAAGGUGCUUUACAAAGGGGAGAAGUGGCCACACUGCGGGGAAGGACAUCGGGUCUGGUCCUACCCCGGCCCGGGGCGAGUUGUUUCUGGUGUUCUUGUGAAGUAGGUUGACCAGGAGAACUGCUGCUUUUUUUUUUUUUUUUUUUUUUUUUUUAACUGUGUCUUUACUGGCAGCGUUAGCGUUAAGUUUCCGUAGGUCGGUCGGAAAUGGCGAGCAGCAAUGGCUGCUUUGAUGGUGCUGCAGUUCUCGCCUUGGACCCCGCACCUGAGAGGGUUUUGCCACGCGAGGUUCUCAGACAUAAUAUUUCAAAGGGUCUCUCCGAGCCUGUGACUACAAGGCUGAAUCUUCCCCGUGCUAUGAGGUGCAGUGAACCAGGGGUGAUGAAAAAUCCUGGAACUUUUCUUUUUAAAGGGGCAGACACCACCACGUUUUCAGCCCUUCCCUCACAGGAGGAGCUGGGUUUCAUUGAAAGAUACAAACAGGGAGUAAUAAACUCAGUAUCUGCCUUGCAUCUGUUUGCCAAAAUGCACCACCUGAAGCUUGAAUUGAAAGAGACCAGCGUGGCAGGUGAUAUCAUAAGGCCUUAUUUUGCCUUUUGUGCUGUGAUAAAUGGUGUUUGCUACAAGACUGGGCUGGGAAAGAACAAGAAGGAGUCUAAAUUAAAUGCAGCUAAACUGGCUCUUGCUGAACUACUUAACUUGGAGAAUACAGGGGCAAAGUCUUUUGAAGAUUCAGAUUUUUGCUGUGUUCCUGCUGAACUCCGACCUCCAGCAAACUCUGCUUGUGCUUCAAGGACUGGAGGAGAACAUACCUUUCAAAAGCUCUCACAAACACUUGAGGAAGUGUUCAACCGCCUGACUACUCAACACCCCGAGUACCACAGCUGUGGCAGCUCCCUGGCUGCUUUCAUCAUUGAAAAGGGUGGGCAGCAUGAAGUGGUAGCUCUGGGGACUGGAGAAUGCAACUACAGCCGGAGCUUCGAGUCCUGUGGGAGGCUCUUGCACGACAGCCAUGCCAUUGUCACUGCCAGGCGUUCCCUGCUCAGAUAUUUGUAUCGGCAUCUUUUGCUGUUCUAUAACAAAAAUCCAGCCAAGGCAGAGAGAUCCAUAUUUUGCACAGCACCAGGCUCGCAGCUGCUUACCUUAAAGCAAAAUAUAACUCUCUCACUCUACAUGAACCAGCUUCCCAAAGGAACUGCUCAGUUAAAAUCAGAGAUGCAUCUCGGUCCUCAGUCUAUAUCUGCUUUCGAAGCCAGUGAAGAGCUGAGUCUUCACGUUGCUCUAGAAGGCAGGAUUUACCUGGCUGCUUGCUGUCCCCCCAAGACUGUCAGAGUGAGCAGCAUGUCAGCUGGUGACAAACUGACCAAGUGGGAAGUGGUUGGUCUUCAGGGAGCCUUGCUGAGCCAUUUCAUUGAGCCCGUGUACAUCAGCAACAUUCUUGUGGGAAAUGGAAGUUGUAAGGAUACAAAAGGACUGGACAUAACCAUAAAGCAGCGCCUUGAUGAUGAACUUAUUUCAAAGCUUCCCGUGCCUUACCUGGUCAACAGAUCUCAUUUUUACUUGGUGAAAGCUGCACUGCCAAUCCAAACAGAUUUGAACCAGUGGUCACUUAGUUUGAAUUGGACAUUGUCAGAUGCAUCCCUGGAGGUAGUGGAUGGAUUAAGUGGGAAAACCACUGAAAGCUCCCCGUUCCGCAGCGGCUCCUGCCUGGCCAGCCGCCUGUGCAAGGCUGCCAUGUUCAGCCGCUUCAGGAUGCUCUCCAGGGAAGCAGGACGGGGUGAUCUGCUCCAGUUUGCAACUUACCACGAGGCAAAGAUUAAAUCUGUCUUGUAUCAAGAAGCUAAAAGCUUGCUGCAGAGCUACUUAGAGCAGCACAGCUAUGGAUCAUGGAUUGUGAAGUCUCUACAUAUUGAGCAGUUCAGUGAUUGAUGGAGCUGGAUUGAAUGUUAAAUCAGUUUGAAUGAUCUGUUUCAGUAAAUAUAGUUCUGAGUAGUAAAAUGUUCAACUUUAAGUUCUAAGUUACAGGAUGAAAACAAUUCCAGAACUGCUUCUUGUCAGUGUAAAUGCAGUUAUUAAACCACCUGUAGCAGUUCAGUCUUUUCCCAAAAUGGAUAUUUUUGCAUAGGUGGGAGUAUCCAACAGCUUAGUAAAUCUGAUCUGCCUUGCCACCCCAGUACCGCCUCAUUUCAGCUCCCUCACCCCUGUUCCUACAAAUCCCCAACCAAUGGAAUCAAUAUUUUUUUCCUGAUCAUUUCAGGAUUUCUAUAUAUUAAUUUCUUCUUUUUCCUCCCUUUCUCAUAACUUAAAAAAAUCACUAAAAGCUGUGUUUCUUUUAAAAAAAGCAUACCAAUAUGAGAGUCUUUCAGGAGAAAAGAAAAAAUAGGCAGUCUUUGAUUUAUCUGUAGGAAUCCAUCGUUUGCUGAGACUUUUGUUUACUGUGAAUUUGCCAAGUGGCUUAUAGUUCAUGUUGUUUGUAUUAGAAGAGUUAAAAAAUAAUUUUUGUGUUUCCAAAUGUGAAACCUGGAACGACCAGCUGUUACUCAACUGUUUUGUGACAAUUACUGGUUCUGGUAGUGGGUUUAAAGCAUUAUGCAGGUGUCAAAGUUGCAAAUAAGAAAAUAAUGCAAUAUAGUACACAAGUCACCAGAAAUUUUUCAGCAUUUGUGGUUUGCCUUAAACGCCAUCAAUGUUAAUGCUUCUGGAUGAGUUGGACUCCUGCACCCUCAGAUGACUUCAUCACUGCACUGACAAGUCGUAGUGAAAUUGUCUGCAUACACAGCAACCUGGAAAAUGGUGCUAGUCACAAAGGAGUUUACUUCCUUCCAAGUCCUGGUAAGAACAUGGUAGCAUUGGGAGGGUGUUGUUAAGUGCCAUGUUUGGAGUUGGUGUGGUGGUGUGAGCGCUGGUGCGUUCCAGCUGGACAGUACACUUGGUUGUGUUCCAUGAUUGCUGGAAAUCAUGCAAGAGUGGGGAGUUACACAGUGUUCUCAUACAUCAGGAACAGUGAGCGUAGUGCUGUAGUCAUGUUCCACCUUCUUAGUGUUGGAGCAUUCUCAAACAAGUUGUUCUUUCUGGUAUUUAUUUUUCCCUUCAUUUGUUCUUCCAGAUAAUAUGUCGAGUCAUCCUUGGGGAUGAUCUUAUGCUCAUUUACAAGUUGUUGAAACUGGCUGACUUGUUACUACUUAGUCCUUGACUUUUUUUUUUUUUAGCUGCUGUGCUCUCCUGUUUUCUGUUACUGUCCCUUAACUUUGGGGGGUUGUGUCAUGAUGUUUGGUUUAUUGUGGCACAUGUUCCACAGACUGUUUGUUCCAUGUAAUGUUUUCUAAGAAUGCUUGGGAAUGGCUGUUGUAUUCCAGGCUAGAUCAUAGCGUUGCCUUUUUGCAGGGGUGUUAAAAGUUCAAUAAAUGCCUUUGACAGUGUGUUAGCUGUAUCUUCAUACAUAGAGGUGCUGGGAAGUGAUAUACGUGUCAAAUCUGACACAGAUGUAGCGUACCACACGUGUUUGCAUUCUAUACACUUCUGAAUUGUUUUUUGUAUGGACUUAGUCUUCUGCUGAGAUACUGACACCAAGGUGUUUCCUGUAGUUUACCCA
Messenger RNA from Cinclus cinclus, 3742 nucleotides. It is a transcript of the gene ADAD1, whose product is annotated as adenosine deaminase domain containing 1. The record is from RefSeq and is a predicted model, not a curated record. Gene Ontology annotation, biological process: adenosine to inosine editing; RNA processing. Gene Ontology annotation, molecular function: double-stranded RNA binding; double-stranded RNA adenosine deaminase activity; tRNA-specific adenosine deaminase activity. Bases 358 to 2079 code for a protein of 573 amino acids. NCBI's taxonomy places the organism in Eukaryota, Metazoa, Chordata, Aves, Passeriformes, Cinclidae. The transcript is spliced from 11 exons. Gene Ontology annotation, cellular component: cytoplasm; nucleolus.